GUCGUUUGAUGGAAGUUGAGACGUGUUUUGUACGGUUCUUAAAAUACAAAAUUUAAAAACAAAAAAAACAACAACAGUGACAGUAAAGAAUUGUAAAUAUACCCCAAUCUUCUUUAUCUUUAUGUGCAUAAAUUUGGAACAAUUAAGAAAGUGAUCAUCAAAGAUUAAAACUUUAAUAGAUUACACAAAAUUGGUGUUUGGAAUUAUAAUGUUCGAAAUAUAAAUACUCUGUGAUUUUUAUUGGUGAAUUUAAAUGAAGUGAUGUGGUUCGUGUUGCCAGCGUUGUUUUUGUUAUGGCUGCUCGAGUACUUCCGCCGGAAACAGACGGCUGGCAUGUCGCACUCUUGCGUGAAAAUGAGCGGUCGGUUAGCUGUCGAGAGUUGGUGGGCGGGGCACGCGAUGCCGGCGGCGGGCGGGCGCGCCAACAACGGCGCCCUCGCACUGCACUAUGCCGCCGCAAGGGGCUGCCUCGAUUGUGUUCGUCUGCUCACAAAUACUACUCCAGAUGCCUCUGCAAACACAGCGAUGGAUAAUGACGUGACGCCGGUAUACCUGGCCGCGCAGGAAGGUCAUCUUGCAGUGCUGAAGUACUUGGUCUUGGAGGCCGGGGGGCGAUUGGACGCGAGAGCCAGAGAUGGCAUGCUUCCGAUACACGCUGCCGCCCAGACCGGCUGCCUCGACUGUGUCAAAUGGAUGAUUAUAGAGCGCGGCGUUGACCCGAACGCGAGGGAUGGAGACGGUGCGACUCCUCUUCAUUUCGCAGCUUCGAGGGGUCAUCUCAGUACCGUUCGCUGGUUACUGAGACACGGAGCCAGACUCCAUCUGGACAGGCACGGCAAGAGCCCUAUUAAUGAUGCCGCAGAAAAUCAUCACUUGGAAUGCCUGAACGUGCUGGUCGCGGCUGGCGCCGCCGGAGCUGACAGCAAACAGCUCUCCUCGUAUAAAUCCAUCCACUCCUGCGCUUGCACGCCUGGGGAUGCGCGGUGCGCGUUACCGAACUGCGUUAACGCGAUCAGCACUCGGUCCCCAUUUUACCUCCACGGCCCGGAGAGGGAGCGCCCCGCGACCCAGGACAGGCGGGGGUCUCUACCCUCCACGGGUGGCUCCGUUAGCUCAGCGCGCUCCGGGCCCGCCGACGGACUCUACGUCAACCCCAUGCAACGAGCCACUUCUACCAACGUCGUACACCAUACGUCUUCCGGAGAAGAUAGUUCAGGCUGUUCAGCAUCCGAGGCAGACACGGCUAACUCCGGAGGCUGGUUCCUUCACGGCAGCAACAACGGUAGCACCGGUGCUCCUGCCGCUUUGUACCAGCGCGUCAGAGAGCUGUUUCAUUCGCGCUCUCCUGGCCCGAGGGUCCCGGCUGAAGGACAGGAAGCUCCCACGAUGACAGUUAAAGCAGAAGUGCACGGCACGGCAGAAGUGACAACGGUCCAAGAACAAUCCGACAGCGACAGUGGCGCUGAAGCGAAUAAGAGGGAUCAUCAUCAUUAUGAAGAUAUUUACCUGCCUCGAGAAGAGAAUCAGAGGAGAAGGAGUAGUUCUCGGGACUCUGGAAGUCACAGUCGCCCCGGCAGCGCGGCUCUCCUCGUGGACUACGACUCCAAAGAUAGCAACGACAGCAAGACAUACGAGGAAGUUUCGCCGGUUGCGGAAGCUCCAGCCAAGUCGACGAUGGCCACGAAGCUCGCGGCGCUCACGCACAAAGCUCAGAGCUUCGCGAGCCGCAUAUCGUCAGCGGCCGGCAGCCGGCGCGCGUCCGUGUCCGACGAAGCAACCGUAGUCCAAGCCUCUGCAUCGUCAGGAGUGUCAUCCGGAGGCAGCUCGGGGGAUGAGGCGCCACCCCCGCCGCCACCGCCCCCCGCCCCACCUGCGCCCCCUCCCCCCGCCGUGCUGGAGGAACACGCUAUACGACCGUCGGAAUUCAAAGCUAGGAUCGCGGGACGACGCGCCUCUGCAGACGACGAGCGACCGCGCGGACCCAACCUCGUCAACAAGCAGCCCGCGCUACCAUUCGUGCCGCCAGCCUUCCCGCACAACGCGCCCGACCGCCUCAUCAAACCCUCCGAGUACUUGAAAACAAUCACGGCGCCCUGCAAGCGGGACGAGGGCGCGGCGGAGGGCCGGCCUCCUCCGCCGCCGCCCGUGCCCGAGGAUGCACCCCCGCCUCCGCCCCUCGCGCCCCAACCCCUCGCGGCCAUCAGCAGCGCCGACCUCUCCGCCGUCCGGCUGCGGACCCCGGCCACCAAGACCAUGUCCGCACCGCCCCCGACCAGGUCCCUCAGCCUGCAGUGUAUACCCAGCGCGGCUGAGAACUACCGUAGCGCUAAGACCGAUCUGAUAGAGGAGCUCAAAAUGUCGAAGGACAUCAGCGGGAUCAAGAAGCUGAAGGUGGAGCGAGCGCGCCGCGAGAGCCUCCAAGAUAAGGAGACCUUCACAGAAUUCACGAAGAGGUUCACCGCGGAGAACUUUGUGGAUCAGGGGUGUCCGCAGGUGCCGGAAAGGGACGCGGCAGGUAACGUGAUUCCGGCUUGGAAGCGGCAGAUGAUGGCGCGGAGAGCUGCCGAGAAGGCUCGGAAGGAUUUAGAGAAGGAACUGGCUGAUGAGGCCGAGAGGCGAAGAGCUGCCUCCGUGCCCGCGUGGAAGAGACAGUUGCUGCAGCGGAGGGAGGAGGCGGAGAGUCGAUUGAGACAAACAUUAUAUACGCCGAAAGUCGAGGAAACAAACGGUCACUCGAACGGCGAGUGGCGGCCCUAUCCCAACGGCACCAGGGCUGUCUCCAUCGACAACAUCUCGCUUUGCUACGACGCGCCGCCGCCGCCGCGAGCGCCCUCUGAAGCUAAACUCUCCACUGAAAACUGCAAUGGUCACUCGAUGUCGAACGGCAAACGCGACGAGGAAGACGAAAAGGCCAAGAUAAUACCGUGGCGCGCACAGCUACGCAAAACCAACAGCAAACUGAACCUACUAGAAUAGACUUCGCUUGUAAACUAACUUAUUUUAGCCUAAGCAAAGAUGUCCCAGCCCGCGGCGGAGCGUUGCGCGACUGAGACGGAUAGAGACUGCCGUCUCGUUCUCUCUCGCUGCAUAGCUCGACAUCGCCAGCCGCGCUGUGUGUGGCGGCCCUUACAAUACUAUGGUUGUCACUGCACAAUUAUAUUGUUCGUCAUUUAAAUUAGUGAUAAUUAAUUAAUUCAUUUAAUGGUCGAUAUCGUUAAAGUUUUAAUUAUGUUUACGAAUGUCUUGCGCACAACGCAUGUAAAAAAUGGAUUGUAGGUAUUUUCGAUUGAUUUUAUUUAUUUAACACUAACGAUGUUUUAGAUUUUCCUACUGAAUUUUCGUAUGUAUCUUUUUAGAUUCGGAUACGUACUUUAAAUUUAGUUUUACGAAAAUUAAAUAAGGAAAAUAUCAUUUGUAGAGUAAAGUAAUUUUAUAGGUACUUAUUUUUACUGUAGUCAUGUAAAAAUGUAAAUCUACUUAUAUAUUUAAGUGUUUCGAGAUUUUAGAACUUAGUUUUUUUUUUACGAUAAAAAAUAAAUCAUUUUAAAUGACGUGUGUCUUUUAAUGAUCAAGGAGGUUCAAGAGGACCAGAGUGGUCUAAGUUAAAGUCACGCGGACUCAGCGUGAAGUGUGCUCAUUAGUUAACAUUUGGCAGCUUGAUAGCUGAGGCUGCUUGCUACUGAUCCGUUUGCUAUUUGGCCGUUAAAAAAUAACCAUAAACACUCGGUUGCUUUUGGAUCUUGAGUAAACGACUAAAUAUACGAUUCAUUUAAGAAUACAAUUUAAUAAGUUGAAUAUGGAUUUGAAUACUGACGUCACUGUUCAGUAUAUCUAACAUAAAAUUUAAACGAUUAUAAAUUCUUUGAAUUUUUCUCUUCAUUUAAAUGUUGGGGUUUAUUUUAUUGAUUCGAAUAAUUUUAAAUCUCCCAACCAGUUUUGAUGGAAAUUUUAGUCCGCUCUGGUCCUCAUACGCCGAGCCGUGUUUUAAGUUUUUAUAUUUAUGUAAUGCAAGUGAUACCAUUGUUGCAAUAUUAGGUAUAUAUUUUAUAAUUAUAAUAACAGUGGGGCUUUUGCAAUUAGCGUACGAACCUACAUAGAAUUUCGAGUGAAUUGUUUUCGAAAAAAAUCUGAUAUUAUAAUGAUGUUGAAUAAAAUGCUGUUGCUUAUU
Molecule: messenger RNA, 4168 nt
Organism: Bombyx mori (domestic silkworm)
Lineage: Eukaryota; Metazoa; Arthropoda; Insecta; Lepidoptera; Bombycidae
Gene: f
Product: espin
Exons: 15
Coding region: 262-2976 (904 amino acids)
Biological process (GO): actin filament bundle assembly
Cellular component (GO): cytoplasm
Molecular function (GO): actin filament binding
Source: RefSeq, a predicted model, not a curated record